GCAUUCCCCACCCUCCUGGCCUGGCGUGGCAAGCCCCCAUGGUGUGUCCCUGGGGCAUGUGCCGGGGAGGUGGGCGGAGCGGGAAAAGGGUGAGUCAUGCCCGAGAGCAGCUGGCUGGAUGAAUGUUUAAGCGCUGAUAAAAGUCCAAGAGGAAAUAAAUGGGUGAGGCAGCGUCAGUCGGAGACGGAGCCGUUCGGGGAAACCGAAGAGGAGCAGACGGGAGCGGCCGCCCCUGGCGCCCGGACCCGAAACCCACCUCAGCAAGGCCAGGAUCGUGCCCCCCUGCGGCUCAGAGCCAUGAAAUCCCUGAUCUCUUGGGUCUCUGUACGGCAAUUCCUCUUCAUCUUCCUGUACCUGCUGGUUGUCCUGGGCAUUGCCCCCUUCCUACAUCUGCAGAGCCAGUUCCACCCCCAGGGGCAGAGGAUCCCCUCUCCCAGUGACCCACGGCAGCCCUCACCCCCGGAGCAGGGCAUGUGGACCGUGAACUCCCUCGGGCGCCUGGGGAACCAGAUGGGGGAAUAUGCCACCCUUUACGCCCUGGCCAAGAUGAACGGGCGCCAGGCCUACAUCCUCCCGGAGAUGCACCAACAGCUGGCGCCGCUCUUCCGCAUCACCCUGCCCGUGGUCCCCGGCGACAUGGUCCAGAGCAUCCCAUGGAAGGACUAUGAGCUCCACGACUGGAUGUCGGAGGAGUACAGGCACAUCGAGGGGAAAUACGUCCAGCUGACGGGCUACCCCUGCUCCUGGACCUUCUACCACCACCUCCGGCAGGAGAUCCUCCAGGAAUUCUCCUUCCAUGACCACGUCAAGGAGGAGGCCAACCAGUACCUGGCCGGGCUGCGCGGGCAGCGCCGGAACGUGACCUACGUGGGCAUCCAUGUCCGGAGGGGGGAUUAUGUCCAGGUGAUGGCCGAGCACUGGAAGGGGGUAGUGGCGGACAAGGCCUAUCUGGAGAAGGCCAUGGGCUACUUUCGGGCCAAGUACCAGGAGCCGGUCUUCGUGGUGACCAGCAACGGGAUGGAGUGGUGCCAGGAGAACAUCGAUGCCUCACGGGGGGACGUGUAUUUCUCGGGGGACGGGAAGGAGUCGUCACCGGGGAGGGACUUUGCUCUCUUGGUCCAUUGCAACCACACGAUCAUGACCAUUGGGACCUUCGGCAUCUGGGCCGGUUACCUGGCUGGGGGAGAGACCAUCUACUUGGCCAACUACACCCUCCCCGACUCCCCCUUCCUCAAGAUCUUCAAACCUGAGGCCGCCUUCCUCCCCGAGUGGAUCGGGAUCAACGCCGAUCUCUCCCCGCUGCAGAGUGGGACAACUGGCUAAAGGAGCUCAGACGCUGGCUAUGGGCUGCAAAUGGGAUCCACCCGCCGGGGCGGGCUGCACUGGGGAGAUCGGCGGAGAUUGGAGCUGGGCUGGCGGGGUUCAGAGCCCACACAGAGGAGCCAAUGACCUACAUCAGACAACUUCUCAUAGGAGCGUCCAGAGUGAUGGGGCCAUCUCCAUCCGCAAGGUUGAAUGGUUAGAGUGGGAAGACUGGGAGCCAGGACUCCUGGGUUCUCCCCCUGGCUCUGGGAGGAGUGUGGGGUGUAGUGGGUGAGAGCAAUGGGGGCUGGGAGCCAGGACUCCUGGGUUCUAUCCCCAGCAGGGAGGGAAGUCCAACUUCAUUAGCUAGGGCAGGUAACUCUUGAUAAGUGUUGGCUGUCGGUCACGUUAAAGGACUUUUGUUUUCUA
Molecule: messenger RNA, 1731 nt
Organism: Chrysemys picta bellii (western painted turtle)
Lineage: Eukaryota; Metazoa; Chordata; Testudines; Emydidae
Source: RefSeq, a predicted model, not a curated record